CUCAUCAUACCCAUCUCUCUUUCUCAUUCUCAUUUCUUUUUUUUCCUUCACAGCCUCUUCCUUCCAGAAAUGGCGGAGCCAAGUUUCUAUAUCGGAGUCAUAGGAAAUGUAAUCUCCGUACUCGUCUUCCUCUCACCAGUGGAGACGUUUUGGAAAAUAGUGAAGCGAAAAUCGACGGAGGAGUACAAAAGCUUACCGUACAUUUGCACGUUGUUAGGAUCGUCUCUAUGGACAUACUACGGCAUCGUCACUCCCGGAGAAUAUCUUGUCUCCACCGUUAAUGGCUUUGGUUCUCUUGUUGAAAUCAUCUAUGUCUCCCUUUUUCUCUUUUAUGCCCCUCGACAUCUCAAGUUAAAUACAAUCGUAGUGGUUGCGUUGUUGAACGUCUUUUUCCCAAUAGCAGCAAUUGCGGCCACGAGAAGUGCGUUUAAAGAUGAGAAAAUGCGUUCUCAGUCUAUGGGGUUCAUCUGUGCUGGCCUCAACAUUAUCAUGUAUGGUUCUCCUCUUUCUGCUAUGAAAACAGUGGUGACGACAAAGAGCGUGAAAUACAUGCCGUUUUGGUUGUCGUUUUUCCUCUUCUUAAACGGCGCGAUCUGGGCAGUGUAUGCUUCACUCCAACACGACGUUUUUCUACUUGUGCCAAAUGGAGUGGGGUUUGUGUUUGGGACAAUACAACUCAUACUUUAUGGAAUUUACAGAAACGCCAAACCGGCCGGUUUAAGCAACGGUUCGAGUGAGAUUGCGGAAGAUGAAGAGGAAGGCCUCACAUCACGUGCCCCUCUCCUUUCUUAAACCUAUUUUAUAAAAUUAUAAGUUUUUUUUAAUAAAUAUAAAUCUUUAUCAUUUCUUUGCCAUUAUUGUGGUGUGCGAUUUUGUGUGUCCCUUGUUUUUUUGAAGCAAAUUAGAUCAAACUGGUGUGUCCUUUUUGUCUUGUAGUGCUUGUAAUGAUACACGUUACAUAUAAUAGUAUCAAUCGGAGGAUUGUCAGCCAGAAC
Messenger RNA from Brassica oleracea var. oleracea, 995 nucleotides. Its product is annotated as bidirectional sugar transporter SWEET17. Gene Ontology annotation, molecular function: sugar transmembrane transporter activity. The coding region runs from base 70 to 792 and encodes 240 amino acids. The record is from RefSeq and is a predicted model, not a curated record. Gene Ontology annotation, cellular component: membrane. The transcript has 6 exons. Lineage: Eukaryota; Viridiplantae; Streptophyta; Magnoliopsida; Brassicales; Brassicaceae. Gene Ontology annotation, biological process: carbohydrate transport.